This is a messenger RNA of Hemicordylus capensis (graceful crag lizard), 1958 nucleotides long. Its product is annotated as protein lifeguard 1-like. The coding region runs from base 333 to 1184 and encodes 283 amino acids. Gene Ontology annotation, biological process: negative regulation of apoptotic signaling pathway. The transcript has 9 exons. NCBI's taxonomy places the organism in Eukaryota, Metazoa, Chordata, Lepidosauria, Squamata, Cordylidae. Gene Ontology annotation, cellular component: Golgi apparatus; membrane; endoplasmic reticulum. The record is from RefSeq and is a predicted model, not a curated record.
GGCGGGGGAAAGAGCCUGCCUCCUCUGGGGAUCCUGGCCUUCAUUCCAUUGCUGGGCAGGGAAGUCAGAAAGAGCUUGGCUUCAGCAGAUGAAACAUCACAGCUUCGAGGAGGGGAACAUCUGUGGGCACUAGAGCCAUGUCACUCUUGAAGAACUUUCUGGGGUACAACCAGCUAUCAGUCACCGCAGGCCAAGAAGCACCACAGGACAGCAAUGACCAAGAGGCAGGGCAACCCUCCAGUGAUGGCACCCAGGAUCUGCCCGCCAGGAAUGCCCGCAAGUUCUUCUUUCGCAGGCUCUGAGCGGUUGGUAGACAUGUGAGCACCAGAGCCAUGUCACUCCUGAAGAGCUUCUGGAGGUUCAAGCAACCUGAGCCCAUCCAAGACCCCAAUGUUCAACCAUGCACUACAGCACCUCAGCAGAAUGACAACGAGGAGGACAGGCCACCGUCAAGCUAUAGCACUCAGGAUCUUCUCCCCAAUACCUUGGCUGACAGGAAUGUCCGCAAGACCUUCAUUCUCAGGGUGUGUUUGCUUCUGGGUGUCCAGUUCCUUUUGAUUUUUUCCUUUGCGGUUGGCUUCCUUUUUGUGGGCGAUAUUGUUGAAUUUGCGCAGCGCCAUUCCCGGACCUUCUUUGCCCUCAUUAUUGUCUCUAGCAGCUCUUCACUGACCCUCCUGGUCUUUCAGCAUAUCCGGCGCACGUUUCCAUGGAACCUCAUUUUUCUGUCCCUCGAGACCCUGAGCUUCACCCCCUUUGCAGGACUGCUCAUUGCCCACUUCAGGACAGACUUCAGCUGGAUUUCUCUGAGCAUCACUACUGCCAUUUGCAUUGCGGUCACUAUCUUCUCCAUAAAGACCACGUGCGACCUCACCGUAUAUGCUAGGGUGCAGACUGCCUGUGUGGUAGUCUUCUCCUUGCUCCUCAUCCCUGCCGUUAUCCUCCAGAGAGAAAUUCUGGAUAUGGUCCUUGCCUUCAUUGCAAUCCCUCUCUUCACCUGGACCAUAGCUUUGAACAUUCAGAUGAUUCUGGGGAACAAGAAGAGGACCUUCACUCCGGCUGACUAUAUCUGGGCAGACUUACUCCUGCAUCGCUACAUUUUUAUUUUAUUUUUUUGCUUCUCCCUGAUCAUUCUCUGGCUUGGAGACUGGGACAUCCCUCUUAUCUCCUUAUCCACCCAAAAUUGAGUUCUUUCUUAAGAAGCCCUGUCUCUCCUCCUCCUCCUCCUCCUCCUCCUCCUCCUCUUUCAGGUCUUUGUUCUUUUCCUUCAUUUCUUCAUUUCUUAUGUUCCUUCAUUUUUGUGUCCCUGGGGGUCCAAAUUUUCCUACACCUCAUCUUACGCUUUUAGGGGCCAGGCAACAAAUUAGGGGUCAUGGCAGCAAAUCAGUUAAUCCUAUGGGGAUGCUGAGAGGGGUGGGGUGCUCUUUUCCCCAUUGUCAGCAGCAUGUGGAGAUUGCACAGUGCUCAAAAGACAAAGGUUUCUUUGCCCCAAACAAGCAGGAAGGGGGAGGCCAUCUAGACCCUCUUCUUUACUUCUCUCACCCUAUAUGCCAAAGCUAUUCUGGUCCUCUGGUCACACAAAUACAUGGUUUUUCUCCUCUCUUGGCUGGGAGUGAGCUUCCCCACUCACUUCUUGCCUAAUUUUCUACCCGCCCCCUGCCUACUACCCACCCCGGUUUUGUGCUCCUGUUUGCACACCAAUACAACACUAAAGGGAGACCACCAAACUGCUGACUAAAAAAACCUACAACAGCGACAGACCUGCUACACCAUGAGACUGACAUCAUGACAACAACUGCAAAGGAAGCCAAGAAAACCAGCAGGAAAGGAAAUAACACUAAAGACAACCAGUAGCCUGUAGCCACACAAGCCUAGGAAGACGGCACAAGGCAGCGAAAAACCAGCCCGCAUUACAUGCAAAUUCCAAAGAGGCAAAGCAAUUCCAGAAACCCACAUUUCAG